AUGUACCUGAUCACUGUGCUUGGGAACCUGCUCAUCAUCCUGGCUGUCAGCUCAGACUCCCACCUCCAUACCCCCAUGUACUUCUUCCUCUGCAACCUGUCCUUGGUGGACAUCUUCUUCACCUCCACCACCAUCCCCAAGAUGCUGGUGAACUUCCAGACUCACAGCAAAGCCAUCUCCUACAAAGGUUGCAUCACCCAGAUGUAUUUUUUCAUUCUAUUUGCAACACUAGAUGACUUUCUCUUGACUGUGAUGGCAUAUGACCGCUUUGUGGCCAUCUGUCAUCCCCUUCACUACACUGUCAUCAUGAACCCCCGCUUGUGUGUACUGUUAGUUUUUUUGUGCUGGGUUGUCAUGGUCUCCUUAUUUUAUUUUACAAGCAUUGGAGUGUAUCUUAGUUCUUCUGAUACCCAGGGAUCACACUCAAGUGCAAUGGCAUCUGUGCUGUAUACAGUAGUCACUCCCAUGCUGAACCCCUUCAUCUACAGUCUGAGGAACAAAGAUAUAAAAAGAGCU
Suncus etruscus (white-toothed pygmy shrew) is the source of this 516-nucleotide messenger RNA. RefSeq names its product olfactory receptor 7A10-like. Gene Ontology annotation, biological process: G protein-coupled receptor signaling pathway. The record is from RefSeq and is a predicted model, not a curated record. Gene Ontology annotation, molecular function: G protein-coupled receptor activity; olfactory receptor activity. The transcript is spliced from 2 exons. Gene Ontology annotation, cellular component: membrane. Lineage: Eukaryota; Metazoa; Chordata; Mammalia; Eulipotyphla; Soricidae. The annotation marks the transcript as partial.